AGUGCUCCUUUCUCCUCGUUUGCCUUCGCAUCGCGUCGAUUUUCCAGCGCGUGGAGCUACAAAUAUUGAUUAGUGAUUGGAUUUACGAUUAAUCUAAAUUUGAUUUGAAAUUUUCAUCGUUUCUAUCGUAUUUCGCUAUAUUUAAAGUGUAACUGUGACGCAACUGUGUCUUGUCUUUAAGGACGGUAAGAAUGUAUGGGCAAACGACGCGAAAGAAAGCAAAGAAAAUAGAUUUGUAGGAGAAAAGGUGUAAAGUAAAAACGUAACAUAAUAUAAUAAAUUGAAAGAGAUCGAGAUCGAGAUCGGCGAGGGUGGAUUAGCAGAAUAGAAAGAGAAUGGUAAACCGCGCGCGCGCGCGCGACCGAAAAUGAUCGGGUAGGUAAGUACGAGUAAAUAGCAGUACGCUAUAGUGGCGUGCGCGGGCCGCGGAUGGCGGAACGCAUGCUCCGAAACCUUUUCCCGGGGUAAUAUUCAGUGAGGGAAAGCAACUCGCCACCUCGGUACUUGGCCAGGCGAGGCUGACAAACCGUUCGAUCGUUACGAGGUGAAUCAGACAUCAGUGACCGGACAUACCGCCAGUCAUAAUUCGGAACGUAUAUCGAUCGUUAUCGUUCAUAUUCUUCUGGUCAGCUAUGGUUAUUUACUCGAAACAAUUUCGAUAACCGGCAGCAUCGACCAUUAUUUGACGCGGAUACUAAUCUACUUCGGUAUGUGAAAAGGGGUAAAAGAAGAGGCGAUGAAGCAUCAGCGAAACCGAUAUUAAAAUAUUACCGUAGAUGUAUUAAAUUUCUUUCGUUGGAACUUUGAACGCUUGGAACUAACCGAUUCUUUGAGAUAAGAUGCAUUAAAUUUGAUUAAAAUCGAAUAAACUAUCGACGGUGAAACUAACGUGCCAGGCGAAGCGAAACCAACGUCCGAUAAGAAAACAAACUGCUUUCUGGAUGCAUGCCGACAUCGGAUAGUCCGAAUCUAGGCUCUCUCGUAAAACGAAUGCGCACCACCUGUAGCUCGAUAUCUACUCUGAAAAGGUCAACCGCCCCUCUCUCGUCAAGCUUCUUUACAAAUGUAAGUGAAACGCUUCUCUUUUUACCUCUUUUCGCCACCUUUCUUAUUUCCUUCUUUAUCGAAUCUUACAAGUCUUACUACUUGAAAUUUACUACUUGAUUUACUACGCGUUUUACACUUGUCGCUCUAUGCGUGCAAGAUAACUUUGGGUAACUUGAAUAGUUGAAGAAAGGGCUAGCAAAAAACAACCGAUUCCGAGUUACAAAUUAAAUUGAAGACGCGACGCAACACUAGAUAGAUUUCUUUACGCGUGUGUCACUUUUACCAUACACAACGAGAUGAAAUAUGACGCGUAUGUAGAUUACACUUUUUCAGCGAAGCACGUACAGUCACGAUAUUACUUUACAAUUGUUAUCAGCGGUGCGAACUUGAAUACGAUUCGAUCGUUAUCGGAGCCGAUUAUGCGAUCAUCUUUAUAAUUUGAGGCGUUCAAGUUUCUCUCACAACAGAGAACAGAGGAAACGAAGAAGAAGACGAAGAAGACGAAGAAAACGAAGGAGAAGAAGAAGAAGAAGAAGAAGAAGAAGAAGAAGUAGUAGACGAAAACGAAAAUAAAGUGGAGAGGAUAGAAAGGAAGAGAGAAGAAGGAAUAAGGGAGUAAGGAAAUAAAACGGAAAGAGCUUGUCGGAGCAACGUUCGUUUACUCGAUUUGGCUUACUAUUUUUUUUAACGAAAGCGUUUGAAAAAGGGAUGAUUAUAUCGGUAGUUUUGCCGGCGUGUAAACGUAUUUAAUUUGUACGCGACAAAGGUUCGUCGGAUCAACGCUAUACAAUCCUCGCUGUUAUCGUACUAACCAUGAUCGAGGGGGCGAACGAUAUCGGAUCUUGUAAAUGGAGUAUGGAGGAACGAGAAAAGAUUUUAGCCACGGGCACGUUAAAUCAGAGGAAGGAGGCAUUUAAAGACGACGAAGAGCUGAUGCGAGAAACCACGAAAUUUGUAAGCGAAGUUAUCGAAACGGCAACCACCGAGGCCUCGAAGAGUAAAGCACAUUCGGAGGGUGGUGACGCCGACGAAGGAACUAGACUGAAAGGUGUGGAUAAUAUCGCGGAGUGGAAUCAUCGUGCACGUGGAUUCUGCAAUCGAGUAUUGAACGCUCUCUGCCCAUGUUUCACCAACAAUGAAUUAUUCGCCUGGACACCGUACCGGUAUCGCUUCACGAGACCCUAAUCGCUCGCUGCCAUCCAGAAUUACCGUACAUUGCCGAGCAACUAUCGAUUCGAUUGCCAAACCGUUAAGACGCGUAAUUAACCCAAAACAGAAUAUCCGUUUCGGACAACGAUAUAAUACAAACUUUUCCUCAUUUUCUUCUAUUUUUUACUCUAUACGCAUAUACGGCUCACAAAUAUCGUUCCAAAUGUAUCGCGCAACUGUAGAAAAUUUGUCCUCGAGGAAGGGUCACGUACAAGUCUAGGAAAAUCAACUCGUCGCUCACGUGAAAUGUAUUUCCGAAUAAAAUAUACCGAUAAUUGAAUAUCUUAUCAUAAAAGGUGAUUCGGAAAUAAACUUUCCUCUUGGAACAUUGUCCACUAUUUGGUUCGUAUUUAUAUAUCUAGAAUAUUUCCGACAGCGGCUCGUACCGAAACUAAUUUUAUUCAUCGUACAGUGGAACAAGUACUGCAAACUACCUAUUUAUCGGAUAAUUUUUAAUUAAAGAAGAGUACGCGCGCGCGCGCGCGCGCGCGCGUGUGUGUGUGUGUGUGUGUGAGAGAAGCAGUAAGAAUCGGUAUUUCAAUUUAUCGUACAAUCACUCGAUGUGGUAUGGGAACAACAAGUAAAAGACAUCGGUCGACUGACAAUCAAACGAAUAUGUUACACGUGCACGCGAGUUUAUAUACAUAUAUAUUCUAUUUUUUCUCCAGCGAUAAUCUAAAGCGCAUAUUCGAUGUUUGGUUUCUGAAAAAACCUACGCGGAAUUUGCUACGCGAAUAAUUUAUCCAUCAACUCGAAUGAACCGUUACAGUACGAAAUAAUCUAUACGACUGUUAAUUAUAUAAGCAAAUAUACUAUUAAUUUUGUGUAUCCGU
Hylaeus volcanicus is the source of this 3089-nucleotide messenger RNA. RefSeq lists its product as uncharacterized. NCBI's taxonomy places the organism in Eukaryota, Metazoa, Arthropoda, Insecta, Hymenoptera, Colletidae. The coding region runs from base 1861 to 2232 and encodes 123 amino acids. The record is from RefSeq and is a predicted model, not a curated record. The transcript has 4 exons.